AUGGAUGUUGAAACUAUUAAACUACACCUUUUUCGUUUUGGAUUUGUUGAGAACUAUUUUGUUUGGACGUAUCAAGGAGAAAAAGAAGUGAUCGAUGAGAUGUCUAUUGAUUUACCUAAUGAUACACAACCUGGAUUGGGAUAUGAUAAUCCAUAUCGCCAAAUGGUUUUGGAUGCAGCUGGAUCAAACUUUGGUCAGGGUUCGAGUUGGCAAUCUUAUAAUAAUGACGAACCUGAGUCGUCUCAUCAUUGUGAACCUCCAAUGGAGGAACAUACUAAUCCUUCAAUGGAGCAGGAACCUAAUCUUGAGUCGCAAAGGUUUUAUGAUUUACUUCAAGCCGCUGAUGCAGAAUUGUAUCCUGGUUCUUCCAUCUCUCAACUUGCCGUAGUUUCUAGGAUGCUAAUUAUUAAAAUGGAGAAUACUUUGUCACAGAGGGGUUAUAAUCAAGUGAUGCAACUAUUGAAAAAGGCAUUACCUGAAGAUAACAAGGUUCUCGAUAGUUAUUAUCAAACCAAGAAGCUAGUGCGUAGCUUGGGUUUGCCUGUUGAAAAAAUUGAUUGUUGUAAUUCAGGAUGUAUGUUGUAUUGGGAAGAUGAUAAGGACCUAACAUCUUGUAAAUUUUGUGGCUAUGAGAGGUUUAAACGUCGUGUUGGUUCUCGUAAGAGAAAAUUGGUCCCUUACAAAAAAAUGUAUUAUUUUCCUCUUAUUCCUAGAUUGCGGAGAUUAUAUGCAUCUCAUGCUACAGCUGCCGACAUGAGAUGGCAUCAUGAGCAUAUACAAGAAGAGGGGGUAAUGCGUCAUCCAUCAGACUCUGAGGCUUGGAAGCACUUUAAUGAAACCCAUUCUUUUUUUGCUUCUGAACCAAGGAAUGUGAGGUUGGGGUUAUGUACUGAUGGAUUUCAGCCAUUUGCUCAAUCUGGAAGAAAAUACUCUUCAUGGCCGGUGAUUGUCACUCCAUAUAAUUUGCCCCCAGGGAUGUGUAUGAAGGAGGCUUACAUGUUCUUAACUGUCAUUGUUCCAGGGCCACACAAUCCUAAACAAAAUAUUGAUGUUUAUCUACAACCUCUAAUAAAGGAAUUGACUUUAUUGUGGGAGACAGGUGUGGAAGCAUUUGACAUCUCAAAAAAGCAAAAUUUUCAAUUACGGGCAGCUUUGAUGUGGACUAUCAAUGACUUUCCGGCAUAUUCUAUGUUAUCAGGAUGGAGUACCAGUGGAAACUUAGCAUGCCCUUAUUGUAUGGAGGAAACACAAUCCUUCAGAUUACAAUAUGGUGGGAAGACAACUUGGUUUGAUAGUCAUAGAAUGUUUCUUGACCAAAAUCAUCCAUUUAGGAGAGAUCGUAAGAACUUUCUUAAAGGUCAUAUUGUCACCAGAUUGCCACCACCUGUAAGAACAGGACAGGAAAUUUUGAAUUAA
Messenger RNA from Solanum tuberosum (potato), 1416 nucleotides. RefSeq lists its product as uncharacterized. NCBI's taxonomy places the organism in Eukaryota, Viridiplantae, Streptophyta, Magnoliopsida, Solanales, Solanaceae. The record is from RefSeq and is a predicted model, not a curated record. The coding region runs from base 1 to 1416 and encodes 471 amino acids. The transcript has a single exon.